AAUCUACCUACCUAACGUUUUCGCCUCUUGAAUGUAUACCUAGGUACCUAGGUAUACUAUAAUGAUAUGUAUAUGCUUACCUAGGUGCCUCUCUAUUAUCAAAGUGGGGGGGCAAGGGGGCAAGGGGGAAGGAGGAGUUCGGAUGUAGACCUUAUCAGUCAACGUCAAGGUUGGAGCUAAGAUAUCCUUAUUCUCAGUUGUCCACCAGCUAGCCGUCAACCUCUCUCGAUCGUCUCUCAGUCAAAUACCAAACUUCCGGAUUAUCCACAUGUUUCCGGCCGACACGGAGAAGGGCCCAAGAAGUCGCCCAGAUUAUCUUCCAAAUUAUCCCGUACUCUUUUAGUCUCGCCAAUGACGCUAUGACAUGAACCGUCACGAAUUGUCAUGAACUAAGCUAAAGAAUAGCUAGGUCAACAAGACAAUUAUUCACCCCAUCAAAGUCAUGGCAGCAGCUGAGGUUCUCCCACAGCCACCGAUCGCUCCUAUCUCUAGUCUUCAGCCUGUUCCUGCACCAUCUGCUGCAGAGGCUCUCACGCCUCUAAUACAGUCAACUUAUCGGACUUCCGAGCUACGAUUCUUCGUGAAUGGACGCUCCGUAGUCCUCUCUAACCCGGACCCGGAAUGGGUCCUCCUUGACUGGAUCCGUGCCCAGGACAACUUGAAAGGGACUAAACUCGGAUGCGGAGAAGGAGGCUGCGGCGCGUGUACUGUUGUUCUACAGACCAGAGAAAAGGGGAGGCGUUUGAAACAUAUCGCUGUGAACGCCUGCCUCUUUCCUUUGGUCGGCGUCGAUGGGAAGAGCGUGAUUACAAUUGAGGGGCUGGGCACAGUUGCUCGCCCUCAUCCCUUGCAGGAAAGGGUAGCGAAGAUGCAUGGUUCGCAAUGCGGCUUCUGUACCCCUGGAAUCGUCAUGAGUCUGUACGCACUGGUCAGAAAUUCGUAUCAAGAUGGGAAAUUCCGUCUUUCGGCCUCUGAUAUUGAAUUGCAAGGCCAUUUAGAUGGCAACCUUUGUAGAUGCACUGGCUACAAGCCGAUUCUAGAGGCGGCAAAGACGUUCAUCGUAGAGGAUUUAAAGGGCGACCUAAUAGAAGAAACUGUUUCCUAUCCUCUAGCGGUUGAUGAUGUUACCGAUAGGCUUCCAGGAACUGCAGCAAAUGGAGGUGAAUGCCGUGCCUCUUCUAACGGCUCCUGCGGACGUCCAGGCGGGUGCUGUCGUGACUCAUCAAGGUCCUCAUCCAAGAGUAGCGUCGGCGAAACAUCUUCUCAGCAAUCUUCAGUCACUCAGGCCACCUCCGUAAGCUCGAAUGGAAAGGCUCCCUUACCUAAAGAUUUUGCACCUUAUGACCCCACGGCGGAAUUGAUAUUCCCCCCUGUUCUCUGGGGAUAUCAACAGCAGCCUAUAUGUUAUGGAGACGGAAGGAAGAUUUGGUUUAAGCCCACAAGUCUCGAACAGCUAAUCCAACUUAAAGAUGCUUGGCCAUCGGCGAAAAUCAUUGGUGGUGCCAGCGAAACACAAAUUGAGGUCCGUUUCAAGAAAUCCGAGUAUCGGGUAUGCGUCUACGCAUCAGACAUCGAGGAACUUAGUCGUUUUGAGGGACCCCAAAGUGACGAGGAACUUCUAGCCCUGUCAGAAGUAUCAAUCCCAGGUAAUAUGUCAUUGACGAAAGUUGAGGAAGUCUGUGUCACUCUUCUUUCAAAACUUGGUCCAAGGGCAAGCGCGCUUGAGGCGCUAGCGAAGCAACUGAGAUAUUUCGCAGGCCGCCAGAUUCGAAAUGUGGCAAGUUUGGCCGGAAAUCUAGCAACAGCCAGCCCUAUCUCGGACGCCGCCCCAGCCUUGAUAGCAGCAGGAGCUACAGUUGCCGUUCGAACCAAGAAAGAAGGCUCCUAUGACUUACCAUUGUCAAACUUCUUCGUGAAGUAUCGAACAACCCACCUCCCUGCUAACGGUGUGAUCACACACAUUAAGAUACCGCUACCUUCCCCAGAGACUUUAGAGGUGACAAAAGCUUAUAAACAGGCUAAGAGAAAGGAUGAUGACAUUGCUAUUGUAACUUCUGGCUUCCGAGUACGUAUAAAUGAAGAAGGUAUUGUCCAGCAAGCGACGUUCGCCUUCGGUGGUAUGGCACCAACCACUACGGUCGCAGCUAAGACGCAGCACAUCGUGCAAGGGAAGAGAUGGAUAGAUAGCAACACACGAGAGGAGGCUAUUAGUGCUCUCCUAGAAGAUUUUGACUUGCCAUUCGGUGUGCCAGGAGGGAUGGCCCAGUAUAGAAAGGCUCUAACACUAUCUUUGUUUUUCCGGUUCUGGAACGAGAGCAUCUCAGAACUAGGAAUAGCCCCAUUGGACCACAAACCCGUUCAGGAAAUCCACCGAGAAAUAUCGACAGGGACUCGUGAUCACUUUGUCGCUUCGGGUACUAAAGUUGUAGGCAGAGAAAUGCCACACCUAUCCGCUCUAAAGCACUGUACAGGCGAGGCCGAAUACGUCGACGAUAUGCCACAGCAGAAGAAUGAGCUGCACUGCGCUGUUGUGCUUUCAACCAAAGCACAUGCAAAGAUACUUGCAGUCGAUUGGAGCAUUGCACUCAAGAUGCCGGGCGUUGUCGGUUACCUUGACAAGGACAGUGUAUCGCGUGAGAACAAUAAUUGGGGCCCAAUUCGAGUGGAUGAACCUUUGUUUGCGGUAGACGAGGUUCAUUCGCAUGGUCAAACCAUAGGCAUCGUCUACGCUGAGUCAGUUUUACAAGCACAAGCUGCGGCAGCGAAAGUCCGAGUCACAUACGAAAUAUUGCCCGCUAUACUUACCAUAGACCAAGCUAUCAAAGCCCAAAGCUUUUUCGAACAUGGGAAGCAGCUGAAGAAGGGGGCCGCUAUACAAGGCUCCCUGGAUGGCGUAUUUGCGAAAUGCGAACACGUCAUAGAGGGCAUAACAAAGUUAGGCGGACAGGAGCAUUUCUAUCUGGAAACCAACGCUGCAUUAGCGAUCCCGCAUAUCGAAGACGGUUCUAUGGAACUCUACGCUUCCACGCAGAACUUAGCGGAGAACCAGAUCUUCGUCGCUCAAGUGCUCGGAGUGCCCAUGAGUCGUGUGAAUAUGAGAGUUAGGCGUCUUGGUGGUGCUUAUGGUGGUAAGGAAUCGAGGAGUACGCCAAUAGCAUGUUUAGUCGCCAUUGCUGCUAAGAAGGAGCGACGUCCCGUGAGAAUGAUGCUGAACCGUGACGAAGACAUUGCAACUAGUGGACAAAGGCACCCUAUGCAGUGUAAAUGGAAGGUUGGCACCGAUGCCAACGGGAUAAUCCAGUGUCUCGACAUAGACAUUUAUAACAACGCCGGAUACUCCCUAGAUAUGUCCGGGGCCGUGAUGGAUCGAGCAUGUACUCACAUCGACAAUUGUUACCAUAUACCGCAUGCCUGGAUACGUGGCUGGCUUUGCAAGACCAAUACCGUUUCAAACACCGCAUUUCGUGGGUUUGGGGGGCCCCAGGCAAUGUAUUUCACCGAAUCUUUCAUGAGCGCCAUCGCCGAGCGCCUCGAAGUUGAUAUCGAUGAGCUACGAGCCAGAAAUCUAUAUAAGCAAGGCGAAUUAACACCAUUUUUGCAAACGAUCGACAUCGAUUUCCACAUACCGACCAUGCUAGAGCAACUAAGCGCCAAUGCAGACUACGAAAAUAGGAAAAAGGAAGUCGGCAUCUUCAAUUCGAAGAACCGUUAUAGGAAGAGAGGGAUUUGCAAAAUCCCAACUAAAUUUGGACUGAGCUUUGCGACUGCGCUGCAUUUAAACCAGGCCGGCGCAUACGUAAGAAUUUACGAGGAUGGCAGUAUAUUGCUUCACCACGGAGGGACAGAGAUGGGCCAAGGACUUUAUACUAAGAUGUGUCAAGUCGCGGCCGAGGAACUCGGCGUAAGCGUUGACCAGAUAUUCAACAAGGAUUCACAAACUGAUCAAGUCGCCAACCCCUCUCCCACUGCUGCAUCAUCGGGCAGCGACCUAAACGGAAUGGCUGUCAAAAACGCCUGCGAACAAUUAAACGAACGGCUGGAGCCAUAUAGGAAACAAUUCGGACGAGACGCUCCGAUGUCAGUGAUAGCGCACGCUGCAUACCGAGAUCGGGUUAACCUUGCAGCAAACGGCUUUUGGAAGAUGCCUCGCAUAGGUUACAAAUGGGGCAACUACAAAGACCCCCUUCCGAUGUACUAUUAUUUCACUCAAGGUGUGGCGAUCACUGAAGUCGAAUUAGACGUCCUCACGGGGGAUCACACUGUUCUUAGAACUGAUAUAAUGAUGGACGUCGGUCGCUCGAUUAACCCAUCCAUCGACUAUGGGCAAAUUGAGGGAGCAUUUGUCCAAGGACAGGGCUUGUUCACUAUGGAAGAGUCACUUUGGACUAGGCAGGGCGAACUGUUCACCAGAGGCCCCGGGACAUAUAAGAUACCAGGCUUUUCCGAUAUCCCUCAGAUAUUCAAUGUGUCUAUGUUGAGGCAUGAUUCGAGCGGGAACGCUAUAAACUGGAAGCACCUGCGCUCUAUCCAAAGUAGCAAAGGUGUCGGCGAGCCGCCGCUUUUCCUAGGCUCCACGGUAUUCUUUGCUCUCAGGGAAGCAGUUAAGGCCGCAAGGGAAAUGAACAGCGUGAAAGAACCAUUGGUGCUCAACGCGCCAGGAACACCAGAAAAACUGCGUCUGGCUAUCGGCGACGAGUUCGUCAAGCGCGCCGCCGUGGUUCCAAAGGAAGGUGAGACGAACUUUUUCGUUCGGAUUGAAGAGUAAUUCGCGAUGAUAACACGGGUAAUUUACUGCCACGCUCGUCGACACUAACAGAGAUAUAACGUCGCAUAGCGGGGACUGCCGGAAUGGGAUUCUCUAGAUGUU
Messenger RNA from Annulohypoxylon truncatum, 4867 nucleotides. RefSeq names its product xanthine dehydrogenase. Lineage: Eukaryota; Fungi; Ascomycota; Sordariomycetes; Xylariales; Hypoxylaceae. Gene Ontology annotation, molecular function: iron ion binding; 2 iron, 2 sulfur cluster binding; oxidoreductase activity. The coding region runs from base 443 to 4765 and encodes 1440 amino acids. The record is from RefSeq and is a predicted model, not a curated record. The transcript is spliced from 10 exons.